AUGCAAACAACUUCUGGUCAAUAUUCACUUUGUUAUAAUUUUUUAAUUAUUGAUUUAAAUAUAACACAAUUAACUGAUGUUAGAAAUACUUUACAGAUAGUUAAAAAAGGCGAAAACUUGUUUACUUUACAAUGUUUUAGCAGCAAAGAUUUUGUCAAUUUAUUAAAUUCUUUACGUUCAAUUAAUAUUAAAAUAAUAACAACAACAAUAAGCUCAACAACAAAUACUAAUACAAAAAAUGCUCAUCCAACACCUAGAACAAAAAAUAAUAAUAAUUUUUCUUCAUUUGAAGAAAAUGGAAGAAAAAUCGAGGAAGGAAAUAAGCACAACAAUAAUAAUGACCAUCAACAACAACAAAAUUUAAUUUAUUCAAAUAAUAAUUUAAAAAUUAAUCAUCAAUUAGAAAUGAUUUAUCCUGAUGGAAUUGAUGAUGUUGAUAAUAAUGUUAAUGAUGAAAAUUUCAAUAAUAAUAAAAGAUAUACUUCUGGCCUUUCUACAUCAGAAAAUUUGUCUAAUAAUGGGGGGUGUUUUUCAGGCUCUUCAAUUUGUGGAAAUCGUGAAAGCAGACCUUUUUCUGGAUUAUCUUUAAGACCUUUACCUCCUAGAAGAAGUGAAUGGUUUUCAAAUAAUAACAAUACUUCACAACAAAUUAAAUUGAGGAAAGGAUUAACCCCAGAAGAACAAGAAGACGCUUUAUUAUUAAAAAUAGUGGAAGGUUAUUGUUUAAGUAGUAAUUGUUUGGCAACUUCUUCAAUAAAUAAUCAUUUACACAAACAACAACAACAAUGCUGUCCUCAUUAUUAUCGUCAAAAACAAAGAAACUCGGCAGAAUCUCAACAUAACUAUAAUUCUUGUGGGGGAGGCCCAAUUAGAAGAGCAGCUUCAUAUCCAGACAAAAAUGAAAUGGCUACAACAACAUUAACUAGACCACAAUUAAUUGUUGCUGAAAAUGAAAAAAUUUUUGUAGAAGAAAUGGAAGGAGAUCAAAUUGUUUUGAAAGAAAGAAGUUUAGUGGAUACUGUUUAUACGUUAAAAGACAAUUUAUCAGCACUAACAAAGCAAGUUGUCGAACUUUCUAAAAGCCUUGAACAAGAGCAACGUUCCAGACGUCGAUUAGAAGAAUUAGUUAGGCAAACAAUUCCAUCAACUACAUCAACUUCUUUAAUUGAUCAACAAACACAACAAUUAGAAGCAUCUUAA
Meloidogyne enterolobii is the source of this 1200-nucleotide messenger RNA. The record is from the annotation of a GenBank genome assembly. Lineage: Eukaryota; Metazoa; Nematoda; Chromadorea; Rhabditida; Meloidogynidae.